Onychostruthus taczanowskii (white-rumped snowfinch) is the source of this 1551-nucleotide messenger RNA. RefSeq lists its product as uncharacterized. The annotation marks the transcript as partial. Gene Ontology annotation, biological process: lipid storage; phospholipid biosynthetic process; lipid droplet organization. The record is from RefSeq and is a predicted model, not a curated record. The transcript has 2 exons. Lineage: Eukaryota; Metazoa; Chordata; Aves; Passeriformes; Passeridae. Gene Ontology annotation, cellular component: endoplasmic reticulum membrane.
CCGCCUGACCUCCUCGGCCGCCGCCUGGACCUGGCUCCUGAUUGGCUCCCUCCUGGUGGCCUCCCACCCUUGGCUCCGCCCCCCCUGGGGCUCCGCCCUCCGCGCCCUCGCCCGAUUGGCCGUCGGCCUGGCGCUCUCGCGGGCCGGCCACGCCCUCGGCCACGCCCUGGAGGCGGCCACCGGCUCCUGCACCUCCCCCACCCCGCUGGGGACCCUCCUGGUGCCCCUGGGAGACCCCGCGGCCUGCCGGGGGGCGGGGCAUAGCUGGGAGGGCUUUAGCCCCGCCCCCCAGGCCUUCGCCCUGGUGCACUGCGGGUUGGGAUUGGCCGAAGAGGCGGCGGCGCUGGGGCGGAGCUUGUACGGAUCCAAGAUGGCCGCCGGGACCAAGAUGGCCGCCGGGUCCAAGAUGGCGGCCUGGUACAGGAUGGCGCCUUGGCACAAGAUGGCCGCCGGGUCCAAGAUGGCCGCCGGGUAUGAUGGGAGUGAAGAAUCCAAGAUGGCCGCCGAGUCCAAGAUGGCUGACGAAUCCAAGAUGGCGGCCUGGUACAAGAUGGCCGCCGGAUCCAAGAUGGCCGCCGGGUACGACGUGAGUGAAGAACCCAAGAUGGCCGCCGGGUCCAAGAUGGCCGCCGGGUAUGACGCGAGUGAAGAAUCCAAGAUGGCCGCCCCGUCCAAGAUGGCGGCCCGCUACAAGAUGGAGGAAGGAGCCAAGAUGGCCGCCGGCAGCGGGUGGGCGUGGCCGCGCCCGACAUGGUGGCCGGGCUCGCCGCCGCCGCGGCCAAUCGGCUUCGAGUGGGCGGAGCCUCCCCCUGCAACUUACGGGUGGGCGGGGCCUCCUCAUUACGGCUGGGGCGGGGCCGGCGGCCAUCUUGGGCGGCCAUUUUGGGGCGGGGGCGGCCAUUUUGAAGGCGGCCAUUUUGAAGGAAGGAGCGUCGGCCAUUUUGAAGGUGGCCAUUUUGAAUCCGGCCGCCAUUUUGAUGCUGGCCGCCAUUUUGAUGCCGGCGGCCAUUUUGAAGGAAGAACCGUCGGCCAUUUUGACGGCGGCCAUUUUGAUUCCGGCCGCCAUUUUGAUUCCGGCCGCCAUUUUGAUUCCAGCCGCCAUUUUGACUCCAGCCACCAUUUUGACUCCGGCGGCCAUUUUGACCCCCCCGCCCGCCAUUUUGCCCCCCCGGGCGGCCAUUUUGACCCCGCCGGCCGCCAUUUUCCCGGCUCAUCUCCCCUUUUCGAAGGCGGCCAUCUUGCCGGCGGCCAUCUUGGCGGCCCUUCGGUGGCCCCGCCCACCGCGCUGUCCAUCCUGUACCUGCUGGCCGUGGCCCUGCUGGUCACGUGGCACCUCCUGCUGGUGGUGACGCUCACCUACCGCCACACCUGGGCCCGCAACGCCGCCGGCGCCGCCCUGGGCUGGGCCGCCUGGGCCCUGACCUACCGGGGGUGGUACCGGUGGGCGUGGUCACCCGGGCCGCCGGGGUGGGGCUGAGGGGCGUGGCCAAUGGGGGAAAAGCCAAAAAAAACCCGGGUGAAAAACGAAUAAAAAUGGGGGGAAAACGGAAA